AGCAAAGCACAAGGUCUGUGCUAAUUCACUCACAGAGAGGAAGAGUAGGAACUUACACAGACCUACAUACUGGGACACAAUGUCUUUCUUGGGAUCUUUCUAUGUAUUUGCCUCCAUCCUGUGCUGUGUUGUGGUGGGAGCCCAGCGAACAGCCCAACUGUGUGAUGAACCUGAGCUGCAGAAUGGAGAGUUCCGCUACUGGUACUCAUUCCCGUUAUCUACAUUGAAAGUGAUUGAGUAUAUCUGCCAUGAACAUUAUGUGCCACUCAACAAGACCAAUGAAAGUGACACGUAUGGUGUAGCCAAAUGCACUGAGAAUGGAUGGGACCCACGGCCCAAGUGUUUGGGAAAGCCAUGUAGCAGGCCACCGGUAGAGGAAAAUGGAUAUAUUAUACAAUUAAAGGAUAAUUACACAGAUGGGGAAAGUGCAAAGUACGUGUGCAAUGUUGGCUAUGAAGUGGCUGAACACAGUGAAGCACAGUGUCUAAAUGGCCAGUGGAUUAAUAUUCCUACAUGUGUGUCUGUCAUUUGUGGACCUGCGCCAAUUGUAGGGAACGCACGGCUUGUUUCUGAGAAGGCUAUUUACCAAUCUUUGGAGAAAGCAACGUAUGAAUGUGACAGCGGUUUUGUUUUUCACACAAAUAAAGAAGCUCUUUGUAAAAAGGGUCAGUGGAUUGAAAUCCCAGAAUGCAGAAAACAAGGGGCGAGCUGCGGGCCCCCUCCAGUGGUGCAGGCUGGAGACACCCUAAUGCCCACACAGGCAACCAAUAGACAUGGCUCAGUAGCCCCCUAUAUAUGUGCAAAUUAUUAUGUGCUUGAAGGAAAUCCCCAAGUUACCUGCAGAAAUGGAAAAUGGGACGACCCUCCAGUUUGUAUAGAGCCGUGUGUUGUUAUAGAUAAAGACCUGAGAACCAGAAAUACUGAUUUGAGAUGGAAAGUUGGAUUGAAUAAGAUGUACCUGCGACACCACGACUUUGUUUCGUUUCGUUGUUUAGACGGAUAUGAAAUAUCUGACACUUCACUGCUGAGAGUGAAAUGCAUUAGUGGCACAAUCAAUUAUCCCACUUGCACCAAACUAGGACAGGGAGAGAGCUGCGGGAAACCACCAGUAGUGCAAUAUGGAGACACGUUAGAGCCGCAAAUGAAGUCACAUGCCCACGGCUCUGUAAUGACUUACAAGUGCCCACAGAUGUAUAUACUUGGAGGAGAAGAAAAAGUUUCUUGUAGAAAUGGAAAAUGGGAAGAACCACCAGUUUGUAUAGAACCUUGCACUGUGUUCGAUGAAGAGCUGAAAGCGAAUAAUCUCAGACUGAAAUGGGUUGCUAACGAUAAACUGUACAUGAGGCAUGGAGAGGUGGUUUCCGUUGGUUGUGUAAAUGGCUAUGAGAUACUUGAUGAGGGGCAGCUAAGAGUACCGUGCAAUAAUGGUGUGCUCCUUUACCCUAAAUGCCAUAAGUACGAGGGAUGUGGGUAUCCACCAAAUGUUCCACAUGGAGACACAAUACAACCAAGACUGUCUUUCAAUGCACAUGGCUCAUUUAUGGAAUAUAGGUGCCCAGAAUAUUAUAAACUUGAAGGGCCCAGAAGAAUUACAUGUAGAGAUGGAAUAUGGGAUGAUCCGCCAGUCUGUAUAGAGCCUUGCACUGUGUCUGAUAAAGACCUGAAGGCCAAUAAUCUCCGGUUUAAAUGGUUUCGAUCUAGAGAGAAACUGUACACCAGCCAUGAAGACUUGGUUGCAUUUCUUUGUAUAGAUGGAUAUGAGAUACCUGAUGAGAGGCAGUUAAGGGUACAGUGCAGAAAUGGAGUCCUUUCUUUCCCUACCUGCCAUAGACGUGGGUAACCCUGAUGUACUGUGUGCAAUGACCCAUGUUGGCAGGUUUAUUUGGUGAUCUCCUUCUGCAAGCCGGAGAGAUGGGAUUUAUUUUCAAAGGCUCAUAUUAAAUUUCACCAUUUGUUUUUUUAGAGAUUAUAAAUAAAGUUUCCAAAGCA
Xenopus laevis (African clawed frog) is the source of this 1989-nucleotide messenger RNA. RefSeq names its product sushi, von Willebrand factor type A, EGF and pentraxin domain containing 1 like L homeolog (gene svep1l.L). The transcript has 11 exons. The coding region runs from base 80 to 1840 and encodes 586 amino acids. The record is from RefSeq and is a predicted model, not a curated record. NCBI's taxonomy places the organism in Eukaryota, Metazoa, Chordata, Amphibia, Anura, Pipidae.